This is a messenger RNA of Myotis myotis, 1368 nucleotides long. RefSeq names its product growth arrest and DNA damage inducible gamma (gene GADD45G). NCBI's taxonomy places the organism in Eukaryota, Metazoa, Chordata, Mammalia, Chiroptera, Vespertilionidae. Gene Ontology annotation, biological process: regulation of cell cycle. The coding region runs from base 198 to 869 and encodes 223 amino acids. The record is from RefSeq and is a predicted model, not a curated record. The transcript has 3 exons. Gene Ontology annotation, cellular component: cytoplasm; nucleus.
CAGCAGCGGCCAGCGAACUCGCUUGCGCGCGCCAGCGGAUCUGCACGGAUCCGGCUCCCCUCCGCUCGGUGCGCCCCGCCUGCUCCGCGUGGAUAUCUAGCAGCUCGCCCACCGCCCCGCACCAUGACUCUGGAAGAAAUCCGCGGCCAGGACACGGUUCCUGAAAGCACAGCCAGGUGGGUAGGCGCCGGUGUCGGAUGUCUGUGAGCGCCGGGAGGUCUGUGACCACUGGCCAGGCGAGAGCCGGUUGGCUGGGGAGCCCGCCGGCUGGGGAGCCCGCCGGCUGGGGAGCCCGCCGGCUGGGGAGCCCGCCGGCUGGGGAGCCCGCCGGCUGGGGAGCCCGCCGGCUGGGGAGCCCGCCGGCUGGGGAGCCCGCCGGCUGGGGAGCCCGUCGGCGGGGCUCUCGGCCGCGUUUCGGCGCUCACGCACUGGCUUGUUCCAGGAUGCAGGGCGCCGGGAAAGCGCUGCACGAGUUGCUGCUGUCGGCGCAGCGCCAGGGCUGCCUCACCGCCGGCGUCUACGAGUCCGCCAAGGUCCUGAACGUCGACCCCGACAACGUAACCUUCUGCGUGCUGGCCGCCGACGAGGAGGACGAGGGCGACAUUGCGCUGCAGAUCCACUUCACGCUGAUCCAGGCCUUUUGCUGCGAGAACGACAUCGACAUCGUGCGUGUGGGCGACGUGCAGCGGCUGGCGGCCAUCGUGGGUGCCGGUGACGAGGCGGGCGCGCCCGGAGACCUGCACUGCAUCCUCAUUUCGAACCCCCAGGAGGACGCAUGGAAGGACCCCGCCUUGGAAAAGCUCAGCCUGUUCUGCGAAGAGAGCCGCAGCGUGAACGACUGGGUGCCCAGUAUCACCCUCCCCGAGUGACAGCCGGCGGCGGGCCGUGGUCUGAUCUAUGUGGAGGCGCCCCCGAGCGCGUAGCCCCGGGCUGGCUCUGCGGAGGCGCCCUCGGAGGGCGCCUGAGUUCGGCGUGGAGACUGGCAAGCAGGGCCGUGGAGUGCCAGGAGGAGGCGCGGCUCCUUCCCAGGAGGGGGCCCGGAGGCGGCAGGGGCGGCCUGGCCCAGAGCCCAGGACUCUACAAGUGUGGGGAGCCGGUGCUCGCCCCGGAAGGCCUGACGUUGGCCGCGGUGCUGGGAAGGACGAAGGACGGCUGGACUGGCCGGGCAGGCGUGACUCAGCAGCCUGCGCCGUGGGCAGGAAGCAGGGGAAAGGCGAGGCCAGGCGGCCUGGACUUGCACAGCUACUGGAGCUCUGACCGACCUAGCAGUCUGCACUACUGUUUCAAAAGGGAUCCGGGCGAUGCUUCAUUUUCUAAAGGAUUAUGCUGCUGCAGCUUUGACUUUUACAAUAAACUUACUGAAACAAA